GGUAAAGUUAACAUUUUGUAAUAUUUUCAGAAAAAGAGUGCAAUAUUUCCAGAAAAGAGAAGUAUAAUAUUCACGUUAAAACAAAAAAAAACAUUCAUCCGAGUCUUUUCUCAAAUCCCUAAUUAACAUUGAAUAUCAUUUUCGCACUUGAUUUUCCCUCAAUUCUGAUUGAAUUCAAUACUUUCUCAUCAUCUUUUUGCUCGAUCAAAUCCAGUGUGAGAUUGUAUUUUUUAAUUACUCAAAAUUUGAAAAUUUCUGGUUUGGUUUUCCCUAAUUCUUAGAUUUUUUGAUCUUGUUCUGUAAUUUCUUUUGGAUGAUUCACUUCACUGAGAAAAGAUCAAGACUUUCUGGUUAAUUUCAUGUCAAUUCUUCAGUUGGUAGGAUGAGUGUCCACUCAAUUGGAGGAGCAAGUACUCCAAAGACCUUUGAUGCUUACCCCCGAGUCGAAAUCGAUAUCGAGUCAUUAGGUUUUAGAAACCCUAGAAGAGCUAGAAAUUCUAAAUUUAAUCUCAUAAAAAUGUUUAAAUCAGCUGCAAACCGUUUCAAGUGUUAUUUCAAGUUACAUCCUGUAUUGGUCUUUUUAUCAAUUUUGUCAUUUGGGGUGGCAAUUCUAACCAUUCUUUCAUUUUAUGAAAACCGUGUUCGAUUAGUGUAUACUUAUAGGAAAAUUGAUUCGAAACCGGAAAUUUAUCCCCUUCCGAAGCUUAAAAACCUUGUGAUGGUUGCUGGGCAUUCAGUUUAUACUAGUAAUGAUUAUGGGAAAGUUGACAAUGAGAAAUCUUGGUUUUUGGAGUCUUAUCAAAUGCACCCUGGCCAAGCUGCCACUUUUUUGGCCCAUAUAAAACAGGGUGUUGAGGUUGCAGCGAAGGAUGAUCAGGCUUUGUUGUUAUUUAGUGGGGGAGAAACUCGAAAGGAUGCCGGUCCCCGUAGUGAAGCCCAGAGUUAUUGGCUUGUUGCUGAAUCGAAAGCGUGGUUUGGGGGAGGAAAUAUCAGGGAGAGAGCACUUACGGAAGAACAUGCAAGAGACAGUUUUGAGAAUCUUCUCUUUAGUGUUUGUCGAUUCCGGGAGCUCACUGGCACAUAUCCUCAAAACAUAACUGUCGUAAGUUAUGAUUUUAAAGAGGAAAGGUUCGCACAGCUUCACAGGUUAGCUAUUGGCUUUCCUGCAUCAAGGUUUUCUUACGUGGGCACCCCUGCAUCGGCAACUUCUGAAGCAGCAGCUAAGAAAGGUGAAUCAUUAGUGAGAUCUCAGUUCGAAAACGACCCAUAUGGCUGCCUCAGUUCGCUCCGUCAUAAGAAAUUGAGGCGUGAUCCUUUUCACCGGUCAAUCCCUUAUCCCAGUGGUUGUCCCGAAAUUGAAGGGUUGUUCAAAUAUUGUGGAAUGUCUCUUUAUGGAGGCCCUCUACCAUGGGGUUAACUUAUUUCUAUGUGAUUAUAUAUACUUUCCGUCACCAUCUACUUGAUGAGCUUCCAAUGACGUUUCCAGGUUACUGCAAAUAGAGAAAACAAAAUUCCAAUUCAGGCAGGGCACCUUCCUUUGAUCUGCUUCAACGUGAAGAAAACAAGGAGAUACAACUUUUUGCUCUAAUCCUUAAACGUACAUGUAGCGAGUUUUUACAAAGUUGCUACAUCUCCUAUGCUUGCUUUUGAAAAAAAAAAAAAAAAACCGUACGAAGUACAAGUAUAAUUUAGGUUUAAAAAACAUUUCAAAUAAUCGGGUGUUGCAUAGUAAUUUAGCGAACGACCAGUUGCAACACAAAUGUAUUUCCUUAGUUGCGAGACAUGAAACACGUCAUGCACUUGAUUUAGAUCCAUGGGUAAAGCUAAUAUAUAGGCUACCUUUCCAAUC
Messenger RNA from Spinacia oleracea (spinach), 1849 nucleotides. RefSeq lists its product as uncharacterized. The coding region runs from base 383 to 1417 and encodes 344 amino acids. Lineage: Eukaryota; Viridiplantae; Streptophyta; Magnoliopsida; Caryophyllales; Amaranthaceae. The record is from RefSeq and is a predicted model, not a curated record. The transcript is spliced from 3 exons. Gene Ontology annotation, cellular component: cytoplasm.